AACGGAUCUGUCAUCCCAUCUUUUAGUGCCUUGACCUUGAAUCUUAUAUACUUCAAAGUCAUCUAACGUCCAUCUUUCGCCAUUUUCGUUGCAAUCACGUCUUUGCUGGCUUGCUCUCAAUUGGUCCAUCUUUCCCCUACCGAUCCGUCAUCUGCGCACGGGCGAUAUCCCAACCAAAGCGACCAUGUACUCCUACAACGCGACAGAAUGUGGUAUGUACGCCGCAGACGAUAAAGACACAACAUCCGCAACUCUCAAACACCUCGAAUACCUUCCACCCUCCGCCUCCACCGCACCGCUAUCCGCAUCCUCAAUCCCCCGGACCUCUCGCGCCCGUCUCUCCCAACCAGACGUCUCACCAACUCCCUUCCCCGAUGAACCGAUCCCCGUACCCGCUGCGGCGGCGGGCGGCUCAGACCUCCCAUCAUCCAGCACCGUCCUCUACCUCGCCUACGGCUCCAACAUGUGCGCCAAGACGUUCCUCGGCAUGCGCAACAUCCUUCCCCUAAGCCAAGUGAACGUCUCGGCGCCUUCGAUCCGUCUGACCUUCGACCUGCCCGGGAUCCCCUACCUGGAGCCCUGCUUCGCCAACAUUGCUUUGCGGAAGCUUCCCAAGAAGCCACCAGUGGUACCGAUCCCGCCUCUCGACCCGCCCCAUCUCCCACCUCCGGGUAAACAUCAACCACCGGCCAAGGAGAACUCUGCGGACUCGGAUUGGAACAUGGAAACCGGCGGUCUCAUCGGCGUAGUCUACGAAGUAACAGCACAAGACUACGCCACCAUCCUAGCCACCGAAGGCGGCGGGGCCAGCUACCACGAGAUCUUGGUCCCCUGCAUCGAACUGCCCGCGCCCGUUCGCAUUCCCGAGCAUCCACGCCCGGACUUGCCUAGACCUUUUCUGGCAAGGACGCUGUACGCUCCUCAGUUGCCUGAGAACCUCCCUGACGAUGGCGGCAACGACCCUAAGCACCCCAGCCCUAAGCAGCCUCCCAGCUUUUCUUUCACCGGCGGAGGAGACUCCGAUCCCUCCGACCCCAAGGAACCCCCCACCAAACCCGACGAGCCACCCUCCCUCCCCCCAAAAUGGCGCCGCGCCCUCUCCAAACUCCUCCUCCCCAUCCAUCGCCCCACCUCCCCCCCAGCCCAACCCUCCCUCCGCUACCUCACCCUCCUCCGCUCCGGCGCCGUGGAACACGAACUCCCCGCCUCCUACCAGUCAUACCUUAACAACCUCGAGCCCUACACCAUCACCUCCUGCCGGCAGCAAAUCGGCCGUUUGAUAUUUAUGGUCAUCUGGAUGCCGCUUUUCUUCUUUGUGUUGAAAGCCACGAAAUGGGUUGCUGACGACAAGGGCAAGGUUCCGGGGUGGGUGGCGGGGACGAUGAGCGUUAUGAUGCAUUUUGUUUGGGGGAGCUAUGAUUUUGUUUUUAAGCCGCUUUUUGGGGAGGGGGAGAGGACUGUUCACGAUGAUGAGGGGGGAAAGGAUAAGGAAGGGGUGGGGGAGGAUCAAAAGGGAUGGGUGAAUGGCAGAAAGAGAUCGGGGUCUUGGUUGAGUAGGAGGAGGAGUGAGAUGGUGGUUGAUGAUGAGGAAAAGAGAUGUUUGUUGGGGGAUACUUUGGAGGAGGAUGAGUGAAGGAAAGGAUUUGGGGAUGAGGUUAUCUUGCAUGGCGUUACUAUAGGCUUGAUUUAGGGUGUUUGCACUCUUCACGGUUCACUUGGAGAUCAUAUCGACACAGCAUAGGAUACACGAAGAAAGUCCCAUUACGCCAUGAGCUAAAGACGCCGUACAUAUACAGAAUU
This is a messenger RNA of Neurospora tetraspora, 1800 nucleotides long. RefSeq lists its product as uncharacterized. NCBI's taxonomy places the organism in Eukaryota, Fungi, Ascomycota, Sordariomycetes, Sordariales, Sordariaceae. The transcript has a single exon. Bases 185 to 1633 code for a protein of 482 amino acids. The record is from RefSeq and is a predicted model, not a curated record. Gene Ontology annotation, molecular function: gamma-glutamylcyclotransferase activity.